Messenger RNA from Aspergillus nomiae NRRL 13137, 1188 nucleotides. RefSeq lists its product as uncharacterized. Bases 1 to 1188 code for a protein of 395 amino acids. The record is from RefSeq and is a predicted model, not a curated record. Gene Ontology annotation, molecular function: cobalt ion binding; magnesium ion binding; cobalt ion transmembrane transporter activity. Gene Ontology annotation, cellular component: membrane. Gene Ontology annotation, biological process: metal ion transport; transmembrane transport. NCBI's taxonomy places the organism in Eukaryota, Fungi, Ascomycota, Eurotiomycetes, Eurotiales, Aspergillaceae. The transcript has 3 exons.
AUGCUGCUCUAUCCAACAGGCACUGUCAGCGGAAUCAAAUUAUAUGGGGACCGACCGGAAACGAGUCACCCAGAUCCAGAUACCCUACACAAAGCUUCAGGCUUGGAUGUUCCCACAGAAAGCACUCCCAAGGCAGAAGAUCGGGAGGCUGAUUUCAGUGCGCCUCCUGAGGCUUCCAUCACUGGAAUAUCCAAAAUAGAGGACCGACAAAUCCCUCGGAGUACAUCCCCCCAGUCAAAAGGUACAGAAGGGGCUUGGAGGAGUGACAUUCCUGGUCCAUCUCAUGGACCGUCGAGUCGUGCUGCUUCUGUCCAAAGCGAUCGUAGUAUUGGAAAUACGAGGACUCCUCCAGGGCGGAGAACAGGCUCUCGAAAAUCGGCUUGGGAUGACACCAAGAAUGAUAGAGAGCCUGAAGAGGCAAGAAAUCCCUGGGUUCACGGUAGCCAAACUAUUAAAAAAGCCGAAGAUCUACUGAUUGAAUCUAAAUAUUCGAUCAUCUGCGCCCUAAUGGGGACGAACCCUGUAGAUCUUGAUGAUUACUUCGCCGUGGGACCCACUCGUAUUGCAUCUUCGAUUUUAGAACACAUAUGCUGUGGGCUAAGUGACCUGGAAGGCGCAGGGUCUUUUCGUCUUGAGGAAGUAUAUCGGCAGUAUUCUUCUCAGUUGAGAAUCAAAGUGAGAGAUAAGCCUACUCGAACUUUGCUGGAUGACCUGGACCUUCUCGAGGAGGAGUUGGAAACCAUUCUCACGAUAAUGGGGAAGCAGAAGGCGUUGCUUGAAAAGUUCACGUCCUUCGUCGACGACCACAUUACCGAUUCCAAACGAGGACCAAAAGAUGUAAUGCAGAACUGUAUCCGGGAACUAGAUGACAAGGCAGCUCUGUACACCGAAAUGGGCAUCGGCAUUGAGAAGCUAAGGAGAAGCAAGGCGAUCCUCGUCUUUACUAUUGUCACCGUUGUAUUCCUACCCAUGUCAUUCAUGACGAGCUAUCUCGGUAUGAAUACUAGUGACAUAAGGAAUACGGACCGCGAUCAGUGGCUGUUCUGGGCAAUUGCUGCUCCUCUUACGCUGUUUAUUGUUGGCGUGUGCAUGGUCGUUGCCUACGAAGGCGAAAGGAUACGCGAUAUAAUUGUGCAGUCUCUAGUCAAGAGUCGGAGGGAAACUAGGAGGAGCAGAGAGGAUCUGUAA